This is a messenger RNA of Tripterygium wilfordii, 2004 nucleotides long. RefSeq names its product beta-amylase 1, chloroplastic-like. Bases 106 to 1767 code for a protein of 553 amino acids. The record is from RefSeq and is a predicted model, not a curated record. Gene Ontology annotation, biological process: polysaccharide catabolic process. Gene Ontology annotation, molecular function: beta-amylase activity. NCBI's taxonomy places the organism in Eukaryota, Viridiplantae, Streptophyta, Magnoliopsida, Celastrales, Celastraceae. The transcript has 4 exons.
ACCCUUCUUGAUGGUAAUUUCCUCUUCAUCGUACUUCAAAUUUUUUUUUCUGGUAUCUGCAACAAAUGCUUGUAAACGUCACCGUAAAAAGCUCAAGUUCUUUCAAUGGCGAUCGCUUCUCCAUCGACACCUGGCUUCUCAGUCUCCUUUUGUUGCAUUCGUACCGAGUCGAAUCGUCCGAGUCGCCUAGCUCCUUUUGCUUUAGCUCAUUCCCGCCGAUCUCCCCAACCUCGGCGACUCGUCAUCUCUUCACGGCUCAACUCGACCACGCCGUCCGGCGCGGGUGGUUGGGUGUCACCGGAUAACGGAGAUGUUUAUCAGUACGAGUUGCAGCAUGGUCUUGCCGCGGAGCAGCGGAGGAGGAUGGGAUCGCCGGUCUUCGUGACGCUGCCCGUGGACACGGUUGGUCCUGGGGGUCAGGUGCGGAGGAAGCGAGCCAUGUUGCAGUCUUUGAAGGCGUUAACCGCUGCGGGUGUGGAAGGGGUGCUGAUGGAGGUUUGGUGGGGCCUGGUGGAGAGGGAACAACCUAGGGUUUACGAUUGGCAAGGAUACUUGGAGCUGGUGGCCAUGGCGAGGCGGUGUGGUUUGAAGGUUCGAGCGGUCAUGGCGUUUCACCAAUGUGGCACUGGACCGGGAGAUCCUCACUGGAUUCCUCUUCCUCUGUGGGUGCUUGAAGAGAUUGAUAAAGUUCCAGAUUUAGCAUAUUCUGACAGAUUUGGAAGAAGAAGUAUGGAAUAUAUUUCUCUAGCUUGUGAUAUCCUUCCUGUUCUGCGAGGUCGCUCACCACUGCAAGCAUACACAGAUUUUAUGAGGAACUUCAGAGAUACUUUUAAACCUUUGCUUGGUGUUAUCAUCACAGGCAUCCAAGUUGGGAUGGGUCCUGCUGGUGAACUACGAUACCCUUCAUGCCCUUCCCAUAAACUAACAUGGGCAUGGCGCACUCGUGAACUUGGAGAGUUUCAGUGCUACGAUAAGUAUAUGCUAGCAUCCUUGAAUGCUUGCGCUCGAGCUAUUGGGAUACUUGAAUGGGGACAUGGCGGUCCUAUCGGUGCCAGCAAUUUGAUGCAAAAUCCUGAACACACUGAAUUUUUUAGGAGUAAAGAUGGAUCUUGGAGUACACCAUAUGGGAAAUUUUUUCUCGAAUGGUACUCAGGUAUGCUUCUGCGACAUGGGGAAAGGAUAUGUAGAGAAGCUGAGGCCAUAUUUCGGGGCACUGAGGUUAAUACAUCAGCGAAAGUGUCUGGAAUUCAUUGGCAUUAUGCCAUAAAUUCGCAUCCAUCUGAGUUAACAGCCGGAUACUACAAUACAUCGACCAGAGAUGGGUAUCUACCAAUUACUCGCAUGUUGGGAAGGUAUGGUUUCACUUUGUGUUGCUCAUCUUUUGAAAUGAAAGACUUGGUCGAGAAACAAAUGAGUCCAUUAAGUAGCCCUGAGGGUUUCCUCAGACAGCUUCUAUCAGCCGCAAGGAUAUGCGACAUAUCAUUGGAAGGUGAAAAUUCUGCGGCCAACUUGGAUGAUGAAUCGUUUAAGCAGGUGCUGAAGAUGUCUAGGUUUUAUUCGGAUGGUCUCAAAAAGCCGUCAUUUUCAUUCAACUUUGUUAGGAUGGACAAGAACAUGUUUCAAUAUCGAAAUUGGGUUCACUUUACUCGUUUCAUUAGGCAAAUGACAAAUGCCAAUAUUUUUCGAGCCAAAUUAGAUUCUGGAGCUGAAAUGCGAUUGUCUUCAUCUCUAGAUGCAAAAGUUGGAGUAGCUUUUGCGUACUGCUAGUUAAGCUUCACUUGCAGGGAAUGUUGCAGACUUGCAGUUGCAAUCACCAUUGAUGUGUAUAUAUGGUAAUACAUGAUUGGAUGACCUCUAAGUUUUUUAUUUGAGGAGGAAAAAAGUGUAGUUUUUUACAUUGCCUUCCUGAUUUUUAAAGUGGUUGGCUUUUCAGCUUUUGAUGUUUAUACAAUAUAUUUGCUUGAUUUGGGAGUUAUAAUUCAUGUUGAUUAGUAGGAUGUGAAA